Molecule: messenger RNA, 2295 nt
Organism: Sclerotinia borealis F-4128
Lineage: Eukaryota; Fungi; Ascomycota; Leotiomycetes; Helotiales; Sclerotiniaceae
Source: the annotation of a GenBank genome assembly
AUGUCUGCUGCAGAGCUAAUUGAUUAUUCUCCGCACCAACCCGACCCAGCUCCCCCACUAACAUCUGCCUCAAACGUCAUCUUAAUUGAUAACUUCGACUCAUUCUCUUGGAAUAUAUACCAAUACCUUGUUCUUGAGGGAGCAACAGUAACGGUUUACCGAAACAAUGAACUCGACGUCGAGGAACUUAUUGCGCUCAAACCUACUCAAUUGGUUAUAAGUCCUGGACCAGGUCAUCCAAAAACCGAUUCGGGUAUUAGUAGAGAUGCUAUCAAACACUUCGCAGGCAAGAUACCUGUGUUUGGCGUCUGCAUGGGACAACAGUGCAUAUUGGACAUAUAUGGAGGAGAGGUUGUGUUUGCUGGAGAAAUCUUACAUGGCAAAACAUCCCCAUUGCGACAUGAUUCGAAAGGAGUAUAUGCAAGUCUACCGCAAGACUUACCGGUGACACGAUACCAUUCACUUGCUGGCACACUUUCGACUAUACCCGAAUGUCUCGAAGUAUCAUCCUGGAUCGAGGCCGGCGUUGAUGGAGGAAAAGGAGUGAUAAUGGGGGUUAGACAUAAAGAAUAUGUCCUAGAAGGCGUGCAAUACCAUCCUGAGAGUAUCUUGACUGCUGAAGGUCGAGUCAUGCUCAAAAACUUUUUGAAGAUGCGAGGUGGCACAUGGGCAGAGAACGAGCGCUUGCAAAAGGAGGAUUCGAACAGUGCGACGCAAGUCUCCAAAUCCGAUUCCACUGGUACCAAAAAAGAGAACAUAUUGGACAAAAUUUUCGCGCAUCGUAAAGCCGCAGUAUCUGCACAAAAAGAAAUCCCUUCCCAACGACCCUCCGAUCUUCAAGCGGCUUAUGAGCUCGAUAUUGCCCCCCCUCUUGUUCCAUUUGUCCAACGUCUCCGCAAAUCUCCAUUUCCGUUGUCACUUAUGGCCGAGAUCAAACGGGCAUCUCCUUCCAAAGGUGUCAUCUCUUUAUCUGCAUGUGCUCCAGCUCAAGCUAGAACAUAUGCUCUAGCCGGAGCAAGUGUGAUUUCUGUUUUGACGGAGCCAGAGUGGUUCAAGGGGAGCAUCGAUGACUUGAGAGCGGUACGACAGGCUCUUGAAGGCAUGCCAAAUCGACCCGCUGUAUUGCGGAAAGAAUUCAUCUUCGAAGAAUACCAGAUCUUAGAAGCUAGAUUAGCUGGUGCUGAUACGGUUUUGCUUAUUGUCAAGAUGCUAGAUGAAGAAACCCUGAUCCGCUUAUACCAUUACUCUAAGUCGCUUGGAAUGGAGCCUUUAGUGGAAGUCAAUACACAAGACGAAAUGGCCAUAGCCGUCAAGCUUGGCGCACAAGUCAUUGGGGUGAACAACCGGAAUCUAACAAGUUUCGAGGUAGAUCUAGAUACUACAAGUCGUCUUCUUAACCAAGUCCCAAAAGAAACCAUCGUGUGCGCGCUCAGUGGUAUCUCCGGUCCUAAGGAUGUAGAAGCAUACCAAAAGAACGGUGUAGGUGCAGUUCUUGUGGGUGAGGCGCUUAUGCGAGCCAAAGAUACAGCCCUCUUCAUUCGAGAACUACUUGGGGGUUCAAGUAUUCCUACUAAAUCCGCAAGCAGUAGUCUACUUGUAAAGAUUUGCGGAACAAGAGACGCCGAGACUGCGGCGGAAGCUGUUAAAGCUGGCGCGGAUUUGAUUGGAAUGAUUCUUGUCCCUGGUAGAGGUCGACAUGUUCCGUACAAGGAUGCAAUUGCCAUUUCGAAGGCCGUUCACCAGUCCCAGCAGACAACCGGAACGGUUUUUGGUGAUCGAGUGAGCAACCAAGCAUCAGAUUUCUUUAGCAAUGCAGCAUCAAAUAUUUCGAAUCAUCGGCCUUUGUUGGUUGGUGUCUUCCAGAAUCAACCUCUUGAGGAGGUUCUGGAGCUGCAGAAGGCAUACGAUCUAGAUAUAGUACAACUGCACGGUGAUGAGCCAUUGGAGUGGGCAAACACAAUACCAGUUCCUGUCAUUCGAAGCUUCAAACCUGGUCAGUUGGGUCUUGGGAGAAGAGGUUACCACACCGUUCCUCUGCUAGACUCAGCAUCAGGAGGCUCUGGGCAAAAAUUAGAUAUGACGGAAGUUCAAGCUACUUUGACAAAAGAUCAAGGCCUUAGAGUUAUUCUCGCUGGCGGGUUAAAUCCCGAGAACGUAGCAGAGGCUGUGCGAUCAGCGGGUGUUGUUGGUGAUCGGGUAAUUGGUGUGGACGUCAGUAGUGGAGUAGAAGAAAAUGGUUCUCAGAGUAUUUCGAAGAUCAAAGCUUUUAUAAAGGAAGCAAAGAGCGUUAGAUAG